Molecule: messenger RNA, 1398 nt
Organism: Vanessa atalanta (red admiral)
Lineage: Eukaryota; Metazoa; Arthropoda; Insecta; Lepidoptera; Nymphalidae
Product: growth hormone-inducible transmembrane protein-like
Exons: 8
Coding region: 198-1193 (331 amino acids)
Cellular component (GO): mitochondrial inner membrane
Source: RefSeq, a predicted model, not a curated record
UGAACCAAAUAUCAAAUCAAACCUAAUCAAACUGCGGAAUACAUAAGACCAUACCUACUUAUUUAUAUUUACACUUUCAAUCGUAGCAGUGGAUUUUUGCCUAUCCUUCCCAUAUCUUGUUAAUUCGACCAUUGAUUUCCAUUACAUACUAUCCCGUUAAAAAUUGUUUCUAAACUUAUAAUAAAACCGGUUGCAUCAUGUUUUCUCGAUUGUGCGUCGCUCGGUCAGCUUUAAAUGUUACACAAACACUCAAAACUCCAGUACCUCAAAGAUUUGUGCCCAAGAAUUAUAUUGUGAGGAAUUAUGCACGUGAACCACGCUCCAGAGUUGCUACGCAAUCACAGCCCACUGUCUGGCAAAAAUUAAUGGCCCCAGCAGGUCCUAAUGCCUUCAGCUUGGGAAAAGGAGCAUUGGCAGGUGCAUCAGCUGUUGGACUUGUGGCUCUAUGCUAUUAUGGUUCUGGAGUCAAACCUGGGACAUUGCAAGAAGCACAUUUGUGGCCACAAUAUGUUAAGGAUCGCAUCAAGGCCACCUAUGGAUACAUAGCUGGAUCCCUUGUCCUGACAGCUGGGAGUGCAAUCACUGUUUUCAGAACACCUGCUUUGCUUAAUUUAGUUGCUCGUAAUGGAUGGGUGUCAAUCAUUGUGACAAUGGGGCUGAUGAUUGGUUCAGGCAUGGUAGUCCGGGGUAUGGAAUACAAACCAGGUUUUGGACCUAAACAGCUAGCAUGGAUGGUGCAUACUGGUAUUAUGGGUGCUGUUAUUGCUCCCAUGUGCUUCCUUGGUGGACCUAUUCUCAUGCGUGCUGCUUGGUAUACGGCUGGUGUAGUUGGAGGUCUUAGUACAAUUGCUGUGUGUGCUCCAUCUGGGGAGUUCCUCAACAUGCGUGCUCCGCUGGCAAUGGGCUUGGGCGCCGUUUUCGCCGCUUCACUUGCUGGCAUGUUUUUACCACCCACAUCUGCACUUGGCGCAGGAUUAUACUCACUGAGCUUGUAUGGUGGCUUAAUUGUGUUUGGUGGUUUCCUGCUGUAUGAUACACAGGCAAUUAUUAAACGAGCAGAGAUGCAUCCAAUGUAUGGAUUCCAGCCUUAUGACCCAAUUAAUUCGGCUAUUUCGGUUUACUUGGAUGUACUCAACAUUUUCAUGCGGAUUGCUAUGAUACUCGCAGGCGGCGGCGGCAACAAGCGGAAAUAGACAUAGAUAGCCAUUAUUUUACAAUAAUUUAUUUUAAUUAGUCAAAAAAUAUUACAGUUAAUAGCUUAGAAAAUUAGUUGUGCUUUCGAGGGCUGAAAUCUAAAGCUAAUGUGAUAUUGUAAAUGUAAGGAAAUAAGAUAUUGUUAAGGAUGCGUUAUUAGUUUAUUCCAAUGUUUCGAAAAUAAAUUGACAAGUAUUCAUUCAA